Messenger RNA from Ictalurus punctatus (channel catfish), 6078 nucleotides. RefSeq names its product cytochrome P450 26B1 (gene cyp26c1). Bases 1439 to 3115 code for a protein of 558 amino acids. The record is from RefSeq and is a predicted model, not a curated record. Gene Ontology annotation, molecular function: monooxygenase activity; oxidoreductase activity, acting on paired donors, with incorporation or reduction of molecular oxygen; iron ion binding. Gene Ontology annotation, biological process: sterol metabolic process. The transcript has 6 exons. Lineage: Eukaryota; Metazoa; Chordata; Actinopteri; Siluriformes; Ictaluridae.
CUCUCUCUCUCUCUCUGCUCUAUAACUUAUUACCAUCCCAGAUGAUUUAUCAAUGAGUUCUUCAUGGUUUAGGGUGUAAAAAACUUUCCUCCAUCAGUCGGUAUUUAGUAUUAUAGACGGAAGAGUACACACCUUUCAGCAGGUAGAUAAAACACGCAUAUUGCUUACUUAAAAAAAAGAAAAAGAAAAAAAAUCUUGCAAGAAAACUUCUGGAAUAUUUUUUGUUUGUUUGUUUAUGGCGACAUUUAGGUAAGUAAGCACUCUAACCUUUAUAGCUUACUUACUAAACUGUUUAAGCCUCGUUUAGUUCUGAAUUUGAUCUGCAUGUGCUAUGUAAACCUCAGUACCCAGGAUCUCGAGCUUAAGUCUAAUUUACGGUAUAAAAAUACGGUAUAAAAAAAUCAUUUACCCUCCUCCUUCCUCGAUAAGAUUAAACUGUUGCAUUGUUUUUAACGUAAUAGCUAUUUUACAUGCUGCUAACUAGCCACAAAUUAAAAAUAAGUUUUAAUUUUAGUCAUUUUUAUUGGACAUUCUUCUUAUUUAUUAGUGCUUGUCCGUCACGAUUACAAUAUUGCUCUCUGGUCUGUGAAUAUUAAAUUAAAUACGCCUGCAAUAGGCAUAGCUACAGUACUUUUAUUUUAUUUUAUUUAUUCUUUUUGUAGCCCAUGCAACAGUAUUUCAAGAAGUCGUCAUGACUUGUAUUCUUAAUAAUAUUUAUUUACAAAUCAACUAAAAUCAGGUUAAAUCUGAAUUGCAUUAAUUUAUUUGAAUGAAUGAAUGAAUGAAUGAAUUGCCUAGGCUAAUGAAGUGCACAGGUUUGCAAAGUUUCUCCUAUUAACUUUGCGCAUAUCAGGAUUUUCAAAACAACAACAACAACAACAACAAACAAAAAAAGUAAACAGACCAAAUCAAAUCAAAUAAUCGCCUAGGCUAUGAGGAGAGAUCCCAUAUAAAAGCAAGAUGAGAAAGUGAAAAACUGAAAAGGUUUACGCAAAAAAAAAAAAAAAAAAAAAAAAAAAAAAAAAAAAAGAGGAAUGGUAUUACGCAUGUGCAUAGCGAAUAUGACUGUUUACGCGUAAGUCGCGGAGAACAUAAUUAUCAUGUUCACUGUCCUCUUGUUACAACUGUGUAUACACAGGCUACUCUAUAAAGUCUAAUGAAAGACAUGCCAGCGCAUGUAACUUGUAAAACUAUUUGGCAUACCUGUCAGGUUCGUGUUGCGCGUUUGGAGCAGACGGAAAGUGCCAGCCAUGGUUUUUCCUCUCUGUGAAAACUAACAUAAAACGUUUUAUAUAUAUAUAAAUAGCCUAUAUAUUUCCCCCCCCUAGCUAUCUGAAGAAAGGAGCCCACCUUCUAUGAACAGCCUGGACGCUUUGUUGUUUUUUUCGCUCGACUGAAAUUGAUCAGGAAGAUUUAUUUUGCUCGGUUCUUAUGGUUGAUGAUGUUUUGGAGUGAAAGCGGCUUGGUGUCGGCGCUCCUCGCGCUUCUCCGCUCCGUGGUUCCGGCGCUGCUGCUGCUCGCGGUGUCGCGGUGGUUGUGGGCGCUCAGGUGGAGCGCGGCCCGGGACAAGGCGUGCGCGCUCCCGCUGCCGGAUGGCUCCAUGGGAUGGCCACUGAUCGGAGAGACCUUCCACUGGCUCUUUCAGGGUUCCAGCUUUCACAUCUCCAGGCGAGAGAAACACGGCAACGUCUUUAAGACCCACCUCCUGGGGAAACCCGUGAUCCGCGUGACCGGCGCUGAAAACAUUCGUAAGAUCCUGCUCGGUGAACACACCCUGGUGAGCACACAGUGGCCACAGAGCACGCGCAUCAUCCUCGGACCAAACACGCUCGUCAACUCGGUCGGUGCGCUGCACAAGAAGAAAAGAAAAAUCCUGGCGAGAGUGUUCAGCCACGCAGCAUUGGAGACCUAUCUGACACGCCUUCAGGAUGUGGUGAAGGGUGAAAUCAGUAAGUGGUGUGCUGAGGCUGGCCCUGUGGAAGUUUACACUGCUGCGAGGUCACUCACGUUCCGCAUCGCCGUGCGCGUCCUGCUCGGCCUGAAGCUCGACGAGCAGCGCAUCGCUCACCUCUCCAAGACCUUUGAGCAGCUCAUGAACAACCUGUUCUCUCUGCCUGUGGAUGCACCUCUCAGCGGCCUGCGCAAAGGGAAAAAAGCAAGAGACAUUCUGCAUGCAGAGAUGGAGAUAAUCAUCAAGGAGAAACUGAAGAAGCAGAACACGGAUGAGUACUGUGAUGCUUUCGACUACAUGCUGAGCGCUGCAAAGGAAAACGAUUACGACCUGACCCUGCAGGAACUCAAGGAAACAGCAGUGGAAUUGAUUUUCGCCGCACACUCCACCACAGCGAGCGCGUCCACAUCGCUCAUACUUCAGCUGAUGCGCCAUUCUGAAGUCACAGAGCGUGCAAGGGCUGAACUGGAGGCUGAAGUCUUAAUCGUAGAUGCUCCCAGCUCUUGUUGCUUAUACUGUAAUGAAAACACCAACGCUUGCUCAAACAACGCGGUCGAAAAGUGCACAAACGACGUGGCACGGCCCCGUCUUAAAUCCAAACCUCUGCUCGAUAAAACACCCUGCCCUGACAGACAAGAAAGUCAUCGAUCGUGGAUCAACGUCCCGUAUUUGAGUCUGGAAAAACUCAAUCAGCUGUGCUACUUAGAUUGUGUGGUGAAGGAGCUGCUUAGAUUUCUACCACCAGUGUCUGGGGGAUACAGGACAGUGCUUCAGACGUUCGAGCUGAACGGUUACCAGAUUCCAAAAGGCUGGAGUGUCAUGUACAGCAUCCGUGACACGCAUGAGACUUCAGCUGCCUACACAAGCCCAGAGAUGUUUGACCCGGAGCGCUUCGCUACUGAUCGGGACGAGAGCAAAAACAGUCGCUUCAGUUACGUGCCAUUCGGUGGUGGCGUUCGCAGGUGCAUCGGCCGUGAGCUUGCCUUGCUCGUGCUCAAAACACUCAGCGUGGAGCUGUUGGCCACGGCCGAGUGGACGCUAGCCACAGAGACUUAUCCCAGCAUGCAAACAGUGCCGAUCGUUCACCCAGUCAACGGACUCCACGUCCAUUUCAACUACAGGAAUUAUGUGGGUGGGAGAAACCGCAGGGAGUCCACUUCAUGAUUUGUGAACUGCACUGGAGUGGUUUUCACCAGUCCAUUAACAAAAUCAGCCCACAGGGGAUGGCUGAAGUACAUUAAAAAAAAAAAAAAUUGAUCUUAAUAGAGUAAAUAAAAAGUCUAGGCCGUAACAUGGACGAUGUCUGCUGCUAGCAAAUCAAUAUAUGACUAACCUCUCUAGGCCCCAUUUUUGUAGAAAGGAAAAAGAAUAGAUGAACACAGAACAAGGACAUGAUCAUUGAGAGAGAGAAAAGACUGGAUAUUGAUACAACUGAGUUGAUUAUGCAGAACCCAUACACAGGGAUGUUGUAAUAAGAGGAACGCUCUGAACGCUCAGUGUGCCCUGAGCUAAAUAAGGGCUCUGGAACAUACAUCUUAAGGCAAUGACUGUAGAAGUGGUGAACUGCGUUUCUCAGGGUAGUUAGCAUUUGAAACCCCUCAGUUUGUCAAGAAUCCAUGAUCAUGGAGAUGGAUAGUCUUAAGUACUAUUUAGAUGGGAUAAGAUUUCCUGAUAAAGUUAUGUUGAAGGAGGAGGUCUGUAAAAAAUGAUGGUCAAUUUGCAGGGUAUACGUGAUCCUGUCUUUUCUAUAUACUGUUCCCUCCAACAGUACUGGAACAGCAAGGCCAAUUCUUUGGUUUUUGCUAUACACUGAAGACAUUUGGGUUUUGAGACCAAAAGAUGAAGACGAGACGAUAGAUCAAAAAAUUCAGCUUUAAUUUCCUGAUGUUUACAUCUAGAUGCCUUAAUCAAGUUAGGAAAAUUAGCAGACCAUCCAAUGUUUUGGUGAGAAAAAGUAUUGAAACAGAUAGGCUUAAAGUAAAUAACACUUACUGUUUGGUUGCAUGUAUCUUGCUUGUAAUAUCUGCAUCAUGCCGGUGGCCCACUGACAUCACCAGACUGUUGCAUUCUUCUUUUGGGAUGCUUUUCCAGGCGUGCAUCACAGCUUCUUUCAGUAAUUGUUUGUUUCUGGGGGAUUUCUCCCUUCAGUCACCUCUUCAGGAGGUCUGGUGACUGACUUGGCCAAUACAAAUUCUUCCACUUUUUUCCCCUGAUAAAGUCCUUUAUUAUGUUAGCAGUGUGUUUUGGAUCGUUGUCUUGCUCAAUGAUGAAGUUCCUCCCAAAUAGAUUGGAUGCAUUUCUCUGUAAAUUGGCAGACAGAAUGUUUCUAUAAACUUCUGAAAUCAUUCUGCUGCUAAAACCAUGAGUUACAUCAUCAAGAAGGAUUAGUGAGCCUGUUCCAGAAGCAGCCAUGCAAGCCCAAGCCGUGGCACUACCUCCACCAUGGUUGACCAAUGAAUUAGUAUGUUUUGGAUCAUGAGCAGAUCCAUUUUUCUCCAAACUUUGGUAGAGGUUAAUUUUGGUUCCAAAACCUUUGUGGCUCUUCUCUGUAUUUCUUUGGUCUGCAUAUCUCAAACCCAAAUGUCUUCAGUGUAUAGCAGCACAAAAAAAAAAAAAAAAAAAAAAAAAAAAAAAAGAUCCUUGCUUUUCCACUACUUUCAGAUGCGUAGUCAUCAUGCCAAACAUUCCAUGCCUAAUUUAUACUCCUAAUUUUAAUACAAACUGAUUGUUGUGAACUUCAUUAUAACCACUUCUUUUAGGGCUUGAUCAUUACUAAGUCACAUGACCAUAAUACAUACAUAGGCUGUGCUAGGAAUGCAAUGACUUGUCUAAAAUCCCUAGAAGCAUCACUUCUCUGAGAUUUCCCUUUAAAUAUCAUUUAUAUAUUAUUGUUUUAAAUUUAUUGUUUUUUACUGCUCAUUUUAUAGAAGGUAAAAGAUGGACUUAUCUUUCCAGAUGCAUGCACACUCAAUUGACUGACAUAAUGGUUUUAGAUGGGACUACAAUUCCAGAGACACAAUAAUUAUUAUUAAUAAUAUUAAUUAAUAAUAUCCCCACCUACCCAUGUAAAACUAAUCCAGUCCGAACUGGGCUUUAAAGGUACUUAAACUUCUAAAUAACUUUUUUUUAAGCGCUUGUUAGAGGAAAACUAACCACUCUUUUGAUUAUGCAUAUUAAACAAAAUAUAUAUAUAUAUAUAUAAACAAAAUGUGGUUUUGUUUGGUAAAUGAAGUAGGAAUUUAAAUAAGCUCUAUUUAUGAUUCAUUUUUAAGUAGAGAAUAUACAAACAAGAAAAAAACAGAACAAAAAAAAAAUCAGUAGUUACUAGGCUUGCUACACUAACAUGGAACAGCUGUCUGUUGGCUUCCAGAUGUUUACGGUAGUAUGUAGAAAUGUGGUAUCAUUUCACGCGGUGUUAACGUGUUAUUAAUUAACUACGUUUAUUCCCGAUGUGUACGAUAGUACAUUGAUGUAUGGUAUCUUUUCUCACCACAUUAACAUGCGCGGAAAUGUGGCGUCACUUCACACAGAGUUAACACGCUAUUAAUUAUGUUUAUUUGUUAAUUGCAAACUGUGAAUAAAGGUCCUUGUAGAAGGACCAGUCCAAAACAGGGAAGGAGAAACCGGCAGCACUUUUACAAGUUUUUUUUUUUUUUUGUAUAUUUGUAAUAUUAAUAACUGUAUGUGAGUUUUUUGCCUAAUGUUUGUGCAUGUCUCCAUAGACACUUGCUCAGUAUUCUUUAUCAUCUGCUAUAUCAGUCUCUAAAUACGCCUAUGGCUGACUGGCAUUCAGUGUUUCUCCCACUUAAUAAGACUUGUUAAUAAACACGUGUUGGGGUUAUUUAUGCUAAAGCAGUGCUUUUAUUACAAUUACCCUUAUGCAUAAAAUUGAUGGACUCACUACUUUUUGGGCAUUAUCAAUAUCAACACUGUUAAUCUACUGUGGCUGCAUUCAUCACAAAUGACUAAUAUUUAAAUAAAAUGCUCUUGCUUAUUAAAAUACUAACCUUCUCUAUCAUUGUGGCAUUUUAAAAGUCCAGAACAUCUAUAAUGUUUUAUAGAACACAAACGGUGAAAGUUCAUUUCAGCCUCAGAAAUACCAUGCAUGGGACAAGGAGCAAAUUAUU